AUGCUGAUGAGGAAGUUGGAUGAGAAGAACGCAGUCACGUGCGAGUGUGGCCGGUUUCUAAACCUAACACAAUUCCUUUCUGGUGCAUUUCGAAGCGUGACACAGACCAUCAUAUGUACACGUAUGUCAAUGCUUCUUUUGUACUUUGAUCAUACAAACCACUGCAUCGACCGUCAUCGCCUUGACCGAAAAAAGACUGUGAUUCUCGACACAGCAUCUUCAUUCACCACAUCGGGGAGUAGCGGCAGUCGAUUUCCCAAAUCUUCGUCGACCCGAAAGACACCUUGCUGCAUCGCUGUCAACCUUCGGCCCAGCAUCAUCAACUUCUUGACAUAG
Messenger RNA from Pseudozyma hubeiensis SY62, 336 nucleotides. Its product is annotated as vacuolar protein sorting-associated protein 52. The record is from RefSeq and is a predicted model, not a curated record. Lineage: Eukaryota; Fungi; Basidiomycota; Ustilaginomycetes; Ustilaginales; Ustilaginaceae. The coding region runs from base 1 to 336 and encodes 111 amino acids. The transcript has a single exon.